This is a messenger RNA of Cloeon dipterum, 3192 nucleotides long. RefSeq names its product puromycin-sensitive aminopeptidase (gene Psa). Gene Ontology annotation, biological process: peptide catabolic process; proteolysis. NCBI's taxonomy places the organism in Eukaryota, Metazoa, Arthropoda, Insecta, Ephemeroptera, Baetidae. Bases 192 to 2828 code for a protein of 878 amino acids. Gene Ontology annotation, cellular component: cytoplasm. The transcript is spliced from 14 exons. The record is from RefSeq and is a predicted model, not a curated record. Gene Ontology annotation, molecular function: metalloaminopeptidase activity; zinc ion binding; peptide binding.
CGCGAGAACUAUGUAUACAUAUUAUCGGGUUAUAUGAAUCUUGUUUGUCGUCUAUUUGUGAGCUUUACCGUGAGAAAUUUCAAAACCCAAGCUGAGUAUUGUGUAUCCCUCAAGAUCCCGUUAUAUGUAUUUUUCUAGGUCACGCACUGCGUUUAACAAAACAACAUAUUUUUGGCCGCUGCGUCGCCACUAUGUCUGACAACGAGAAAAAGCCUUUUGAAAGACUGCCGAAAACAGUUAAACCAGAACACUAUGUGUUAUAUCUCAAACCCGACCUGAAUAACUUUACCUUCGACGGCGAGACUGAAAUCCACGUUAAGGUUUUGACAGCUACAACAGAAAUCGUAGUAAAUGCGAUGGAACUGAACCUCAAGUCGGUGGCAUUCACCCCCAAAGGUGGGAUAGCGACCCCCGCCAAGGUCACGCUGUGUGUCGAGGAGGAGACGGCUAUCCUGUCGUUUGCAACGCCUAUAGAACCCUGCUUGGGCAAGCUGUUUUUCUCUUUUUCUGGAGAGCUCCACGAUAAUAUGAGGGGCUUCUAUCGCAGCAAAUACACCAGGUGCGAAAAUUUAAAGCAUACCUCAGCAGCAGUGACGUUCUUGUGCCCAACAAGUGCUCGUCGGAUGUUCCCUUGCUUUGACGAACCCUCCACUAAAGCCACCUUCUCCAUUUCGGUUUUGUCUGACGCUCCGACAAUCCUAUCAAAUAUGCCAGUCGCGUCCGAAGAGGUGCGGGGAAAUGAGCGUCUGUUGAAGUUUGAAAGGACGCCCAUAAUGUCCACGUACCUGGUGGCUGUAGUCGUUGGCGACUUCGAUUUCAUUGAGGAUACAACAAGAGACGGAAUCAAAGUUCGAGUGUACACGCCCGUCGGCAAGAAAGAGCAAGGGAAGUUCGCUCUGCAAGUGGCCACCGAAGUGCUGCCAUACUACACAGACUACUUCGAAGUCAAAUACCCCCUGCCUAAAAUCGACCUGGUUGCCAUUCCAGACUUCGCUGCUGGUGCCAUGGAGAAUUGGGGACUGGUCACGUACAGGGAAUUAUGCCUGCUUGUAGAUCCUGACAACACAACUACAGACCGUAAACAGAAAAUUGCUCACACGGUCGGACAUGAGCUUGCUCACCAGUGGUUCGGCAACCUUGUCACUAUGGAAUGGUGGACUCACCUGUGGCUGAAUGAAGGAUAUGCCACUUUUGUGGAAUCUAUGUGUGUGAACGACAUGUUUCCGGAAUAUGAGAUCUUGAAUCAGUUUGUCACAAAAUCAGUCAUUGUCGGACUCCAGGACGAUGCUUUAAGGAACUCGCAUGCUAUCGAAGUUCCAAUCUGCCAUCCUUCUGAGAUUGAUGAAAUCUUUGAUGAUAUCUCAUACAACAAGGGUGCCUCUAUACUUCGCAUGUUGCACAAAUUCAUCGGGGACGAGGCCUUCAGAAAGGGAAUGAAAUCGUACUUAACCAAACACGAGUAUGGAAAUGCUGAGACUGAAGAUCUCUGGGCUGCCUUACAGGACUCCAGCGAAAAGCCAGUGAAGGAAGUUAUGUCAACAUGGACUAACAAAAUGGGCUUCCCUCUUAUUACAGUUUCGUCAAAGCAGAUUGGCAACUCCAGGGAACUGACCCUGUCGCAAAAGCGGUUCUGCGCAAGUGCGGAUAUGAAAGACGACCCAUCCAUGUGGAUGGUGCCAAUUUCAUUGAGCACCUCAGCAGACCCAACGAAAGAUUCGCAUAAUUUUGUGCUCAGUGGCCCGACUCAGAUCGUAACGAUCGACAACAUCAAUGAUGGCGACUUUGUCAAGGUCAACACGGGAACGUUUGGAUUCUACCGCACAUUCUACCCUAUCGAAAUCAUCAAUCAGAUGAUUCCCGCUAUCACGUCGAAGCAGCUGCCUCCUCUGGACCGUCUUGGCAUACUGGACGACGUCUUCUCUCUGGUGCAGGCUGGACACAUGGCCUCGACCGAAGGCCUUAAGCUGAUGAGCACGUACGCUGAAUACGAGGACGACUGUACAGUCUGGAAAAACUUGUGCAGCUGGAUAACCAAACUGAACUCUCUGUUCAACUACGCUGACGAAUGCAAAAUGCCAUUCUUAGCUUACGCCAGAAGCAUACUACGCAAAAUAUCGGAGAAACUUGGCUGGGAUGCAAUUGAAAAUGAGAGCCACAUGGACACUCUGCUGAGAGCCCGCAUUAUUGAAGCUCUUGUAGAAUGUGAGGAUGAAAAAACAAUCAAAGAGGCCAAGACUAGAUUUGAAGCGCAUCGCAAUGGAACGAAAAUUUUGCCCGCUGACCUAAGACUUCCAGUUUAUAGGGCUGUCUUCAUUGAUGCAGAUGCCUCCUUAUUUGAGGAAAUUGUCAAAAUGCACCGCAGUGCCGAUCUGCACGAGGAGAAGCACAGGAUUUCCUUUGCGAUGGGAUACAUGAAGGACCCAGAGUUGCUCCAAAAAGCUCUUGAUUUUGCUAUGUCUGACGAUGUGAGGAAGCAAGACACUAUUUAUGUCAUCAGCUUUAUUGCAUUUUCCAAAGAAGGCCUAAAUCUUACUUGGGCUUAUCUUACCAAGCAUUGGCAAAUGUUCCUGGACAAAUUUGGGGGUGUAUGGUUGAUCACAAUGCUGGUUAGAAAAGUGACAGAGAAAUUCGCCUCGGUGGAAGCAGCUGAUGAGGCGGAUAAAUUUUUCGCUGAUAAACCAAUCAGCGGCGUCAAGCGCAACAUUCGGAUGGGUUUGGAGACCGCCCGUCUGAACGCCGCAUGGCUGAGCAGGGACCGUGCCAUGAUUGCUGAAUGGCUGAGCGAGGAACUUGCUAGGAUUGCCAACCGUGCCACCAACAAAAUGUAGUUAACGCGACCGUAUGUGCAGUCUCGUGUGGCGACGAUACCAAAAAUUUCAAAUUUGAAGAACCAACUAUAAAACCAUUACAGUAAGACAUUUUUUGAUUGUCAUUUAGCGUCGAGACAUAAUCACUCAGCUUUUCAAUGCCAAACCUAAGCAUGUUGUGUUUGGCAGCAGCGCAACCUUUUUUGGUAUAUUUCUUUAUAAAAAUAUGUAUAUAUUUUAGAUUUAAAGUUUUUACGAUUAACUCAAGUCGAUUAAUUUUGUUCAUAUUUUAUGAUGUAUUCACCGCGGCGCCCAAUCUUUUCUUAGUUCAAUUUUGAUUAUGUCGUCAAACAUACAAAUAAAACAAGUUAAACCACUACAAAAA